AUGUCUCGGAUUCCCAUCUGGGUACUCUUUGUAUUGAUGUUAGUCCUGUUUCCCUUGCCUGCAGAUGCAGAAGAUGAGCAGGUGAAGGCGGCAUUAGUACAAUUCAUAGAGAAACUUUGGGGAGGAAAUGCACAGAGGAAUCAAAGCUGGGGUUGGAACGUGGGUUCGGAUCCCUGCAACGAUCAAUGGCUUGGUGUUACUUGUGAUUCGCGUUCCAAGACUGUCAGAAAAAUUGUUCUAAAUAAGUUAAAUUUGGCUGGAACUCUUGAUGCUGGUUCUCUAUGUGUGGCAGCGUCUGUUUCUCACUUGAGCUUGGAAGGGAACAACAUUUAUGGCUCUCUACCUGGAGAGAUAGGGAAUUGUACAAAUCUUACUCAUCUGUACUUGAGUGGUAACAGAUUCACUGGCAGUCUUCCUGAGUCUAUGUCAAGAUUGAGUAAUCUGAAGAGGAUCUACGUAUCGAACAAUGGUUUUUCGGGGCAGCUUCCGAAUUUGUCUCGGAUUUCUGGCCUGCUAUCCUUCAUUGCUGAAAACAAUGAGCUUAGUGGGGCAAUACCAAGUUUUGAUUUCUCUAAUCUUCAGGAAUUCAAUGUCUCCAACAACAACUUCAGUGGACCAAUUCCUGAUGUCCAGGGGAAGUUCUCUGCAGACAGCUUCUUAGGCAAUGUUGGAUUAUGUGGGGAGCUACUAUCAAAUGCAUGUCCACCUUCUUCUCCAACACCACCAGCACCAGCACCAGCACCAAAAGAGAAGCUGAAAGAAUCAUCGACGGAUCGAACUCUUAUGUACUCAGGCUAUGCGAUUCUUGGUCUAGUGGUUGUGGUCUUUGUUGCCUUCAAAGUAGGAAGUAAAAUGAGGUCCAAAGAAGAAAAGUUGGGUGAGAAAAAGAAGGGGAGGGCAGUGAGUACUAGUAGCGACAAGCCGAGCGGGAUUUCUAGUGACUACAAGACUGGUACCACCAGAUCAGAGUAUUCAAUCACUUCUGCUGAAAGCGGUAUGGCUUCGUCGAUGCUUGUACUUCUUACGAGUCCUGUCGCUAAGAGAUUGAGGUUCGAGGACUUGCUUCGAGCACCAGCAGAGCUGCUUGGCAGAGGAAAGCAUGGAAGCCUAUACAAAGUCAUUCUUGAUGAUGGAACAAUUGUGGUUGUGAAGAGGAUCAAAGACUGGAGCAUUUCAAAAGACAAUUUCAAGAAGAGAAUGCAAAGAUUAGACCAAGUGAAGCAUCCCAAAGUUCUACCAGCUGUUGCCUUUUAUUGUUCAAACCAAGAGAAGCUUUUGGUUUAUGAGUAUCAGCAAAAUGGCAGCCUCUUCAAUCUUCUCCAUGGAUCGCGACAUGGAAGGCCGUUUGAUUGGGGAAGCAGACUGAAUGCUGCAGGCAGCAUUGCUGAAGCGCUGCAAUUCAUGCAUGAGGAAUUAUGGGAAGAUGGGAUUGCUCAUGGAAACCUGAAAUCUUUGAACAUUUUGUUUAACAAUGCUAUGGAGCCACAGAUAAGCGAAUACGGCCUAAUGUUAGUCGAUAAUGAAGAUCGUUCCUUACUCUCCAAAACCAAUCUUGCAGGCUAUGUACAGAAACAGAACUCAUUCAAUGUUGAUAUCCACAGCUUUGGAUUGAUUCUUCUUGAGCUUCUGACUGGGAAAUUAGUACACAGUAAUGGGAUCGAUUUGACGAAUUGGGUCCAAUCAGUUGUUAGAGAGGAAUGGACUGUUGAAGUUUUUGACAGAGUUUUGGUCUCAGAGGGUGCAAGUGAAGAGAGAAUGGUGAACAUGUUGCAGGUAGCUUUGAAGUGCAUAAAUCCUUCACCCAGUGACAGACCAACCAUAAAUCAAGUUGUGAAAAUGUUAAAUGCAAUCAAGGAUGAAGAAGAAAGAUCCAUUAGCUCUGAUGCAUAGCAUAACAA
This is a messenger RNA of Tripterygium wilfordii, 1898 nucleotides long. RefSeq names its product probable inactive receptor kinase At2g26730. The coding region runs from base 1 to 1890 and encodes 629 amino acids. The record is from RefSeq and is a predicted model, not a curated record. Gene Ontology annotation, molecular function: protein binding; ATP binding; protein kinase activity. Gene Ontology annotation, biological process: protein phosphorylation. Lineage: Eukaryota; Viridiplantae; Streptophyta; Magnoliopsida; Celastrales; Celastraceae. The transcript has 2 exons.